Molecule: messenger RNA, 1497 nt
Organism: Pediculus humanus corporis (human body louse)
Lineage: Eukaryota; Metazoa; Arthropoda; Insecta; Psocodea; Pediculidae
Exons: 7
Coding region: 1-1497 (498 amino acids)
Source: RefSeq, a predicted model, not a curated record
AUGUGCAGAUUUCCAGCCAAAUGGGAAGGUACCUGGUUUCAAAGUGGAGUCCGAUCUUUAAUUACAAUUGAAAUGAAUCGUUUAAGCAGUAAAGGAAGAUGUUUAGCAUCGGAUGGUGAUAAAUUUUUAGUCGUCGACGACGUUUGUUACCGAUGCAUCGUCAUUCAUGAAAAACACAUAAACGUUCUUCAAUAUAAAGAAACUUUUUGUCACGAUCGAAAUAAUCUUUACAGUUUAUGUUCUCUCAUCACUGGAGAUGCUCUUUUAUAUAGUAUGUUUAGAUUAAAUGCUCAACCAGUUCAUUGUCCAUUUAAACCCCCCAUGACGUUUACAUAUAGCAGAGGUCACGGAGAAUGUAAAAAUCCGGUUUCCAGUUUGGACGGAUGCAUCGAAGAAUCUAAAAUAGUUUUGAGGUAUCAGGCAUGUCCCGACGUUUCGGGAACCGAAAGUGCUGUUGAAGAACUUGAAUGCGUUGCCACGUGGAAAGAAGGAAGUUCAAGAUAUUUAGUCGGGAAAGUUUACCACAGUCACAUAACAUCAAACGAAGAUCGAUUUCGUUGUUUUGUCUACGAAAAAGCAAAUCCUCUACAAGGCAACGAAAACACCCUUAAUAGAAACGAAGGGUAUAAUAUUUUCUUGGGUGGAGAAUAUGGGACAUCAGGGAGAACCCAUGAAAAUUUUGAUUUUAGACUUGCUCAAUCUGGUGAUGCUACUUGUAACGGUCUUUUUAGCCCUAUGGAGGGCUCGAGAACUAUGGCAUUAAAAAAAGGUAAAAUUCCUUUUUUUCAAAGUGGGUAUGUGUGUUUAUGGUUUUAUAGAAGAGAUGUUCACGUUAUAGAAGUUCAAAGUGGUCCGACAACGAGAAGAAUUGAAGAUGCAUGUCACGCAUCACAUUUUAAUUUGAACAUGCCCUUUGUAACUUUAGUCACGACCAAUCCAGAGCCCAGAGAAUGUCCAUAUAGUGGAAAAUUUUCUGUCGCCGGUAUAUCACAAAUGGAAAGGCAAAAGCGCUCUCCAACAAUAAACGGAAAAGCAAUAAUUAAUGUAAGUAGUAGUGAUAAUAUAAUAGUAGAUAAUGAAAUUAUGAGCGAAAGGAAAAGGAAAAAAGGAAGCAAUUUGAAAAAAAGGAAAAGAAAAAGGAGGAAUAGCGUUGAUAAAGAAGAAUCGUGCGAAGAUGAAAUAACGACUCUUGAAGUUGGUUGCGAUACUAGUGACACGUUAGAAUUUCGAUCUCAGUGUGCGUCUUCGAGAAUAAUUUCCGAAUACAGUUGCCACGGGAGAUGGACUGAAAACGAGACCAAUUUUCUUAUAACGACACCACAAAGUAGAACGAGCAUAGGUGCAAAAAGAUAUUGUUUUAUUUACAAAGAAAUAAAUGGCGUUAUACAUUUUUCAAGUUCGAGUCAAUCAUGUGUUAGAAGUAUUAACACGGGUGUCGAAGGUGUUCUCGCAUUUAAUGCUACUAGUUUAGGUAUGAUGACGUCAAAAAGAAAAUAG